This is a messenger RNA of Salvia miltiorrhiza (redroot sage), 1327 nucleotides long. Its product is annotated as protein GID8 homolog. Gene Ontology annotation, biological process: proteasome-mediated ubiquitin-dependent protein catabolic process. NCBI's taxonomy places the organism in Eukaryota, Viridiplantae, Streptophyta, Magnoliopsida, Lamiales, Lamiaceae. The record is from RefSeq and is a predicted model, not a curated record. Gene Ontology annotation, cellular component: cytoplasm; nucleus. The coding region runs from base 387 to 1115 and encodes 242 amino acids. The transcript has 6 exons. Gene Ontology annotation, molecular function: protein binding.
GGAUACACUGGUAAUAAACCUUGGUUUACUUGAACAUCAUAUUACGUGUGUGUGUGGGUUUUUAAUAGUUGAGUUGUAUUUUACAGUGCUUUAAUCACACAAAAAUGGCGUCAACCAUUGUAGAUGGUCGUAGCAGAUAGCAGUAUUUUUUUCAAUCAAUUUACAGCCCCCCCCCCCCCCUUUUUUUUUUGAGGAGGCAAUCAAUUUACAGCCUUGUUUCUUGUUUUCUAGACAAAAUAUUGACUAAAAUAGUUACAGUAACAGAGUGAAAAAAAUUGCUUUUUGUUACCAAAGGUUAAUCAAGGGGAGAAAUUAGUGUUAAUGUUCCCUAUUUUUUUUUUUUUUACAUGGGGGCUGAAGACGAGGGGCGGUGGUGAUUAAUACUGAUGUCAUUGUUUUGGAUUGUCAUUCGCGAACUCGCUGAAAUCCAAGCUAUGGCUACAUCGAAGAAAGUUAUAACCAGAGUAGAGUGGGAGAAAAAACUCAAGGAUGUUAAAGUUAGAAAAGACGAUAUGAAUAAAUUGGUUAUGAACUUUCUGGUUACUGAGGGUUACGUGGAAGCUGCUGAAAAAUUUAGACUUGAAUCUGGGACAGAGCCGGACAUAGAUCUUGCAACCAUUACUGAUCGUAUGGCAGUUAAGAAAGCUGUGCAGAGUGGUAAUGUGGAGGAUGCUAUUGAAAAAGUUAAUGAUUUGAACCCCGAGAUAUUGGACACAAAUCCCCAACUCUUUUUUCAUCUCCAACAGCAGCGGAUGAUAGAAUUGAUCCGGAAUGGGAAGGUUGAGGCAGCUUUAGAAUUUGCUCAAGAGGAACUUGCUCCCAGGGGAGAGGAAAACCAAGGCUUUUUGGAAGAGUUAGAAAGGACUGUUGCGUUGCUUGCUUUUGAAGAUGUUGCCAAUUGCCCCGUUGGUGAGCUGCUUGAUAUAUCACAACGGCUCAAGACUGCUAGUGAGGUGAAUGCAGCUAUCCUUACCAGUCAAAGCCAUGAAAAGGAUCCAAAGCUCCCGAGCUUAUUGAAAAUGUUGAUACGGGUGCAAAACCAGUUAGACGAGAAAGCCUCUUACCCUCGAAUAAUUGACUUAUCUACUGCAGCUUUGGAAGAUCCUGUUGUUUGAUGAUAAGAGGAAAAAUUUGGUGUGGUUGCAAGUUACAUGGAAGAGGAGAGGUUAUUUCCUAGGAAUUAGUAAGAGUGAGUGCUGCAUUUGUGGUCAUAGCUCAUGUAUAUUCUAAUAUCAUACCUGGCAUUAACUUCAUCCAAAGAAAUAUAUGUAAGGUUACAUUUGCCCCUUCAAUUUAGUUAACUCACUUGGUGUGGUUCACCAGAUUA